Acaulospora morrowiae is the source of this 468-nucleotide messenger RNA. The record is from the annotation of a GenBank genome assembly. Lineage: Eukaryota; Fungi; Glomeromycota; Glomeromycetes; Diversisporales; Acaulosporaceae.
AUGGCUUUGGUUACGUACGAUAAUCAGAUGGCAAAUUUUUCGAUCCUUGUGACUAUCAUGAUUUUCCUGAUAUUUGGUAACACUCAUUCAUUACCUAUAUUGACAAAGCGAGGUGACUUGUCGAAUGAGAAAUUCUCAUUGCCGGCAAUGCAAAAUUUCUCCGGAGAUGCAACUUUUUAUGAUGUAGGACUGGGAUCAUGCGGGAAAGUUAAUAGCAACGAUCAGCUGGUAGCUGCCAUUUCACAUGAGUUAUACGACUCAUUCCUUCCGCCCGAUAGAAACCCUAAUAAUGACAAAUGUUGCGGACGACGAGCAGAAGUUACUCGUGGUAAGAGAUCGGUGAAGGUCUUCAUCGUAGAUCGGUGUGGGAGUUGCGAUUUUGGAAGUAUAGAUCUCUCUCCGGCUGCCUUCAACUGCAUCGCGCGCCCUGAAGAAGGCAAUGUUCACGUGACAUGGCGGUUUAUCUGA